CUUCCGGCGGCCCCCGGUAAACGAUCCGCUUUAUCAGGGCGAAGUGCCAAGUGCGUACGUUACAUGACCAGCAACAAGUGUGCGUAAUAAAGACGAACUUUCAACUUUCUCGCCGUUGCAGUCUCCCUGCAGGACAGCCGAGGUGUCGUAUUCGCCCGCGCGACAGAUUUCGUCGCGCAUUUUUUUUUCUCGAGGAAUGACCGAGGAUCGGUUUGACGCGGUUGUGGUCGGCGCGGGCCUGUCCGGACUCAGCGCGGCUCGCAGGCUGCAGAAGAGAAACCCGCAGCUCAGCGUCUUGGUUCUGGAGGCCAGAGACCGUGUCGGAGGACGGACUGUAAGUAAAGACCUGCCAGCUGCGAAUGGCGUUGACCGGUGGGACAUGGGGGGACAGUGGGUGUCCAGCUCGCAGACCCAUGUCAUGGAGCUUAUUCGAGAACUUGGUCUUGAGGUCUUUCCACAAUACACCAAGGGCAAGAAGGUGCAUCACGUGGGUGGUCCGCAUGCCAAAAUCAAAACGUACACCAGCAGCAUGCCGUCAUACUCUCCGCUCACCCUCCUGGAUUUCACCCACGUUCUACGGCGGAUUGACCAUCUUACGCAGAACAUAUCAGUCGAAGACCCGAUGAGUUCUCCUAACGCCGAGCUCUAUGACGGCAUGACGCUUCACACCUUUAUGGAAAAACAUAUCUGGACCACACAGGUCAAAGAGGAGCUGGCUUUGUGUAGCCGCAUCGUGUUCGGCUUGGAACCGUCUCAGGUCUCCUUCCUGUUCUUUCUGAUGUACUCCGCUGCAGCAGGAGGCACCCUACGACUCCUGGAGACCACACCUGGUUCGGGUCAGGAGUUCAGGGUCAAGGGGGGCACUCAGCAGCUGUCAGAGAAGCUGGUGGAGCAGAUCGGCAAAGAACGGGUUCGGCUGGGUGCCGCCGUAACGACCAUAUGUCAGAAUUCAGAGAACAUAGAAGUUACGACUUCGGCAGGCACAGUCACUUGUAAAGCCGUCAUUGUUGCGUGUCCUUCUCACUUGGCAGCCCAGAUUCGUUAUGAGCCUGCCCUUCCAUUCGAGCGCCAGCACCUCACCCAGUGCCUUCCUGUCGGCCACAUGACGAAGUUUAUCAUCACAUACCCCACUGCAUUUUGGAAGGAAAAAGGUUUCUCUGGGGAAAUUGUGGUACGUCCCUCCGAGGACUGCCCUUUAAGCGUCACAUUUGAUGCCACCAGCCCCAGAGGCAAUCCCGCGCUGGUGGGGUUCAUCACUGGAGUACAAGCCCGUGACUGGUGCGACAGAAAGAUGGAGGAGAGAAGAGAUGCUGUGAUCUCCAGCAUGGUGAAGUACCUUGGUCCGGAGGCGUCCACCUACAUUCACUAUGAAGAAAAGGACUGGGCAAAAGAGGAGUGGAGCGGAGGCUGUCCUGUGAAUGUAAUGACCCCUGGGAUGCUAACGUAUUACCACCCGAGUCUUCGAAAGCCUUUCGGCAGGAUUCACUGGGCAGGCACUGAGACGGCCACCCAAUGGUGUGGAUACAUUAAUGGGGCAAUUCAGGCUGGUCAGAGGGCGGCUAUGGAGGUCCUGGCUCAGAUGUGCCCUUCUUCUCUGUCCAAGGAGGAACUGGAGGCAGUGAAAGCUUCCCUGAAACACAGUGACCAAAGAAAGGGUUCGAAGUGCAAGUCGUCUAAGUGUUACUAUCUCUUCGGCAUGGCAAUGACGGCAGCUGCUCUGGUGACAGCCUACCUGUUAGCCAAACCAGAGUUGGGAUUUCAUUGGAUUUAAAAAGGAUUAUUGGCUAUUGUGUCUUUAAAUACACGACCAAAAUAACAGUAAUUUACAGAUUCAUGUCAACUUGACCCAUUUCACUCGCGCAACAUGCAUUUACUUACAGCGCAUUUUUCAAUGAAACGGCAAUUUCAAAGUAAAAACGGUGGGAACUGAUUGGAUAAUGGAAAGUUGCUUACCAGAAUAGAGCCAGACGGUUGGUGGGAAGGUGUUGAGAAAGAAGAGGGCUUGGAGAUGUCAGCCAAAAAGGAAAGAAUCAUUUCAGAUGCACAACAAGUUUGUGCAGAAAGUUAACCCAGACAGUUUAUUUUUUUAAAUCGUGCAUGCCACGAAUGUGAAUUAAUAAAGUAAAAUCUGUCAGUCAUUGAGUUUAAGUAUCAGUAUUGUAAAAUCAAACAUAAUUACAGUAUAAUCGCUUCUUUGUAUCUUGUACUUAAUAAUGACGCUGACUUGGAAGGUUUCCAUAUUUGAUUUUCCAAUUCGCUUUUAGUGUCUCAUAUAAUUGUAACUAUGAACAUCAAAGCACAGAAGUGAAGCAGACACACAGUGAAGUACGUUAUUUUUUUUAUUUUUGUCAAACACAAGUGCCACUUUUGCUUUCAGCUCCAUUGUUUUUAGGACACUCAAGUUUGUCAAGGCCUCUUUGAACACGUCAAAUGAGUUUACUGGUUAAUAACAAUAAUUUAGUCAGUGUAAAUGUUUUAAACUAUAAGCCAAACUGCCAGACAGUUUGUACAAAUGUGUAAACAUUAUUAUAUGUUAACAUAUACAAUAUCCCAGAAACAAUAUCAUUCUACAACAGUAAUACUAGUAAUAGUGUAUACUUGUUUACUAUAUUACAUGUUCACCUGUGUUUCUUUACUCUUAUGCAAAUUAUAAGGUGCAGCUAAUAUUACAUUUAUGUUGUCGCAUUUUGUGCCAACAUGUUUGGAAAUGCACUACGUUAGCAGCAAAUGAAUAUGUUUCUAAUCCGUUAUCAGCGUUGUAUCUAUUAUCAUUUUUGUGGUACAAUUUUCUGAAAUUAAUGCUUAAUAAUAGAGUAUUGAUUUAUAUGAAGUUGCACAAUUAAGCAUUUAAUCCAUAUUGUGAUUUUUUAUUUGUUUUUCUUAAAAAUAAAAAUAAGCAUCAAUAGCUUGCAUUGGAACAUCAGUGGUAUGUUUAAAAUAAAAUGAUGAAAUGAAAUAAACCUGAUGCCUUUUGCCCCA
Puntigrus tetrazona (Sumatra barb) is the source of this 2979-nucleotide messenger RNA. Its product is annotated as amine oxidase [flavin-containing]. The record is from RefSeq and is a predicted model, not a curated record. Gene Ontology annotation, molecular function: oxidoreductase activity. The transcript has 12 exons. Lineage: Eukaryota; Metazoa; Chordata; Actinopteri; Cypriniformes; Cyprinidae. The coding region runs from base 197 to 1771 and encodes 524 amino acids.